Molecule: messenger RNA, 631 nt
Organism: Fulmarus glacialis (Northern fulmar)
Lineage: Eukaryota; Metazoa; Chordata; Aves; Procellariiformes; Procellariidae
Product: cleavage stimulation factor subunit 2-like
Exons: 4
Coding region: 37-423 (128 amino acids)
Biological process (GO): mRNA 3'-end processing
Cellular component (GO): mRNA cleavage and polyadenylation specificity factor complex
Molecular function (GO): mRNA binding
Source: RefSeq, a predicted model, not a curated record
CGGGUCCGGGAGCCACGAGUGCGGGAAGCCAGGGCCAUGGAGGCCAGGGUCAUGGAGCCCCGGGGCCUGGAGCCUCGAGGGCCAGGUCCCAACCCACGUGGCCCCAUGCCUGGUGGGAUACAGGGCCCUGGGCCACUUAACAUGGGAGCCAGUGGCCCGCAGGGGCCCCGCCAGGUUCCUAACAUGGCAGGGGCAGGCAUGCAGGUAGGAGUCAUUCCUGGGGCAGGAGUCCAAGGAGCUGGUCAGCCCGGAGGCUUUAGCCCUGGGCAGAGCCAGGUCACCCCCCAGGAUCACGAGAAGGCAGCCCUGAUCAUGCAGGUUCUGCAGCUGACAGCAGACCAGAUCGCCAUGCUGCCCCCGGAGCAACGGCAGAGCAUCCUUAUUCUGAAGGAGCAAAUCCAGAAGUCCACGGGGGCACCCUGACAGGCCUGGCAGGCGCGUGGUGGAGAUGCCGUCCGCCUGGACCGAGGCGAUGCUCCGUGACAGCCGCUUCCCAUUGCUGUCUGAGCUGAUGCUGUGUUUUGGGAGAGGUUUCUCCUCCCCCCCUAACGUUUUCCCUUCCCAUUCAUCCUUUUUUCUGUGCGUAUAUUUUAUGAUGUUUGAAAUAAAGUGGGAGGAGGGUUUGAGUAAA